UGCUCUUUCAUCUUUGUUCAUCUUUUCUUUUGACCUACGUGUCCACGCUCAUUGUUGCGGCCAAGUGUCAAAGCAACCAUUUUCAGCAUUUUCGAUGGAUCAGUUUGUUUAAACAGACUUUAAUCAAACUGAGAUUUCCCUUGCUCAGUCUUAAUUUGGUCUUUUUCUCCCUGGCAAGAAACCAUCAAAACAGUCAUGGAUAUGGAUAUGGGCGACAUGUCGGGCGGCAUGUCCAUGGGCGACGGCGUGCCCACGCUCUUCCACAUGCAGAAGAUGUAUUGGGCGUUCAUAGGCGCGACCAUUGGCUUUGCGACUCUGGUCCAUAUGGGUGAAAAGGCGCUCUGCUGGCAGAGACUUCAUGCUGCGAGCAAGCAGGAUCCAACACCUGCAAAGCCAAGGUCUCCCGCGCUGGUCGCGGUUGCAACGGCUACGGCAAUUAUCCGCGAAAUCUCAAAUGCUACCAUGGCCAUGUUCAAAAUUCGUGGUCGGACUUUCCGCAGUGCUCCGCUUGGUCGAAUCUGUCUCGUACUCGCCUACUUUGUCCUACUUGUCGUACUAUGUUUCUACCGCCUCCAACCUAGCAACCCCUGGCAGUAUGAGGAUGUGGCAUACCGUUGCGCCUACAUCAGUGUGGCUCAAUUGCCGCUCAUCUUCCUUCUGGCUGGCAAAAAUAACAUUGUUGGGUGGAUGACCGGCCUCAGUUAUGAAAGGAUCAAUUGGUUACACCGAUGGGUUGCCCGCUGCCUCCUGUUUACCACCACCCUCCACAUGGGCUACUUCUUUACUGAUUGGGCCCGUUACGAUUACAUCUUGAUCAAACUUCGAACAGACUCUAUGACACAAACUGGCAUCUCUGCAUGGGCAAUUCUCGUCUGGAUCGUUCUCAGCUCGUUUGCGCCGAUUCGGGGCUUAAGCUACGAACUUUUUGUGCUGCAACAUCUCAUCUCCUUUGUUGCCUUUAUCACCAUGGUCAUGCUUCAUGCCGACGCCGAUGUGCACGUCUACAUCUGGAUUCCUGUCGGACUCUUCUUCUUCGAUCGUAUCACGCGAGCUCUAUACGUCCUAUACACCAAUCUCGCCAUCUUUCAUCCAAAGGCACGCCGUGAGGGAAAUCAAUCACGUUUCUGGGCUUGCAAAGCCAGUUUUACCCCCGUGUCUCAGCGGACAACGCGCGUGACUAUUCAGAAUCCUCCGAUUCAGUGGAAAGCAGGACAACAUGUCUUCCUUUCUUGUCACUCUAUUGUGCCCCUGCAAAGUCACCCAUUCACCGUCGCCUCUCUUCCUGAAGACGGAAAGAUGGAGUUUCUGAUUCGUGCCGGUAAUGGAGGAACAAAGGCAUUCUUCCAUCAUGCUGAAAAGCACCACCAGCAACUCCCCACUACUGAAGCUGAAAUCUCCAUGCCCAAGCACAAAUCCGUUGCUAUUGAAGGACCGUACGGUCGCAUUCGGCCUCUCCGCCAGUUUGACACCGUUGUCCUUUUAGCCGGAAGUACCGGUGCGACCUUUACUGUUCCACUGAUGCGGGAAAUUGUCUCCGCAUGGCGCCGCAACAACAACAACAACAGCGACUCUUCUGAUUCCAGCCGCCAAAAAAGGGGAUUCUUGCUUCCAGACGGCAUCGUUACUCGGCACAUCCGCUUCGUCUGGGUCAUCAAAGCGCGCGACCAACUUGACUGGCUCUGGAAGCAGCUCAUCACGGCAAUUGACGACGUUCGCCAGCUCCGCCACCAGGGCAUCGAUGUCGAGCUUGACAUGAGCAUUUACAUUACUUGCGACGACAGUCUCACUUCAGACCAACAAGGCGGCGUACUUCCUCCGGCUUCUGCCCGGAACUCGCUUCCGCCACCUUAUGGCGUUGUAGAAGAAGUACACACCGCAAAGCCUGAGAAGGACGAGAAAAAGUCGGACCCAAUGUUUGGCAGUGCGGAAAAGGCCGAAGUACGGGAGCUCGAUUCCCUUUCAAUGGCUUCGUCACACCAGGGGCCAUCAUCUGGCCGUCCCACGUGUGGACCCAACGGCACAUGCUGCUGCACCGCAACUAUCGAAGACGAAGACGCCAUCGACAAUGCCGAUGCCCCUGUCUGCACCUGCAAUUGUGGUGCUGCUGCGGCAAGCUUGCCUGAACCUACUGGCCCAGCGCCUCCCUCGUCAUCAGGGACCGACAAACCCCAUUCCUCCUCCCCACCACCACUCUCGCCAUCAUCUGACGGAACAGCUGCAGUCCAAGAUUUCGAAAAGGCGCAGCUCGCAAAGGAGAUUGGACCCCGUCCAGACUCUGCUUCGUCCUCCCUUGCAUCACCUACGUCACCUACAUCUAUCCCGCUCUUCAGCGGCCGUCCCUCCCCGCGCACUAUUAUCCGCAAAUCCCUCGAGCAAGCCUUUGGCGAGAGCGCCGUCGUGGUAUGUGGACCAUGCGGGCUUGUCGACGAUGUGCGCCACAGCGUCGUCAGCUUGAGCGAUGAACGGGCCGUACACAAGGGCUCCGGUGCUCAGGGUAUCUAUUUGCAUACAGAAGCUUUUGGCUAUUAAAGUUUCUCAAUUCGGCCUUUUUUGUCCCCCUCUUUUUUUUCUUUUUCAUUUAUACCCUGAAUUAGAAGUAUCCUUUCGUGUUACUUCUUCAACCCUCUUAUGAUUAUAAUGAUACAAUGAUACCUUGCAGUUGCAUUUUCAAGGCUCGGUUGGGUUUGGGGUUUCUAGAUGUUGGUCAUGAACGGAGCGUUCAUUUUUAUCACCUGAAUUUCAUCACCAGAUGUUUUCUUAUUUUAUCACCUCAUGGUUUCUUAUAUUCUGCAUUGCUACCAGGAAGCCGGUCUUGUGCAAUGGCUGAUGCCUUUUCGACAUUAUGCACCGAGAUAGAUUAUCCUCAUUCUUUCGGUUGUUCUCUUCUUUAUCGGUUAUUCUCUUCUUUUUCGAACUUUCUAUAUCGGAUAUUCUUUCCUAGGCCAAUGCAUAUUUGAUAUCUCGAUAGAUAUGAGGAAUAUUAAAUUUGUUCAGACAAGUCAUUAGUAUUCAUCCCUUUU
Messenger RNA from Xylona heveae TC161, 3020 nucleotides. RefSeq lists its product as hypothetical. Lineage: Eukaryota; Fungi; Ascomycota; Xylonomycetes; Xylonales; Xylonaceae. Gene Ontology annotation, cellular component: plasma membrane. The record is from RefSeq and is a predicted model, not a curated record. Gene Ontology annotation, molecular function: ferric-chelate reductase activity. The transcript has 2 exons. Gene Ontology annotation, biological process: copper ion import; intracellular iron ion homeostasis; iron ion transport. The coding region runs from base 196 to 2529 and encodes 777 amino acids.